Messenger RNA from Dryobates pubescens (Downy woodpecker), 1749 nucleotides. It is a transcript of the gene SACK1D, whose product is annotated as family with sequence similarity 83 member D. The record is from RefSeq and is a predicted model, not a curated record. Bases 16 to 1749 code for a protein of 577 amino acids. The transcript is spliced from 4 exons. Gene Ontology annotation, biological process: regulation of TOR signaling; positive regulation of cell cycle G1/S phase transition; protein localization to mitotic spindle. NCBI's taxonomy places the organism in Eukaryota, Metazoa, Chordata, Aves, Piciformes, Picidae. Gene Ontology annotation, cellular component: cytosol; mitotic spindle pole.
CGGCCGCACCGUGCCAUGGCCAACAGCUCGCAAUGUCUGGAGGAGGGUACCGGGCGCUGGCCACCGCAGCCACCCGAGCCCUACAGCGAGGCGCAGCGGCUGGCGCUGGAGGAGCUGGUGGCGGGCGGCCCCGAGGCGCUGCGAGCCUUCCUGCGGCGGGAGCAGCUGCCGCCCUUCCUCUCGGAGCCCGAGGUGCGGGCCAUAGUGCGGGGGGCGGUGCCGCCCUCCGCGGGCCCGGAGCCGGCGGCAGAGACCUCUCUCGGCGCUUCCCUCGACGCCUCCUCGCUCACCUACUUCCCCGAGCGCUCGGACCUGGAGCCGCCGGAGCUGGAGCUGGGCUGGCCGGCUUUCGCCAGCGGCGCCUUCCGCGGGCUGACGCGGGUGGAGGCGCACUUCCAGCCGGACUAUGGGGCCGGCGACUGCGGCUGCAAGGAGGCGGUGCGGCGGCAGAUCCGCUCUGCCCGGCAGGUGAUUGCCCUGGUGAUGGAUUCCUUCACAGAUAUUGAUAUCUUUGGUGACCUCCAGGAUGCCUAUAACAACCGCAGAGUGCCUGUCUAUAUUCUCCUGGACCAGGAGUUUUUACCCUGUUUCUUGGAAAUGUGUAAGAAUUUAGGAGUUUGUCCUGAGCAGGAAGAGCUGAUGAGAGUUCGGACACUCACAGGCAACACCUUCUACAUGAGGUCAGGUGCCAAAAUUGUUGGGAAAGUCCAUGAGAAGUUCAUGUUAAUUGAUGGCAUCAGGGUGGCAACAGGCUCCUACAGUUUCACGUGGUCUGAUGGGAAGCUGAACAGCAGUAACUUGCUGGUGCUGUCAGGUCAAGUGGUUGAACGCUUUGACCUGCAGUUCAGGAUUCUUUAUGCCCAGUCGAUGCCCAUCAGCUCUAAGUGGCUGCCCAGCUGCAGGAACAGUGGGGUCCUUGAUCACCUGGUGAACGGUACAGAGUCCCCCAGAGAAUAUACUGUAGAAGGCAACUUGAGAGCAGCAUUUGCCAGGCUGUCUAGCACUCCAAAGAAACUGUUGAAAGAACCAAAUCAGGCUGAAGAUAGUCCUGGAGGCAAGCCUCGUAACCCAGGGCACUCUUGCCCUCCUGAAGAGGAGUGGUUCAGCAAUGGAGAGGCGACAGUGGAACGGAAAAGUGUCUCUACCCAAACAGGGUCAUGGGAAGAGAAGCUUGUAGUGAGGGCAUGUAAUGCUGCCACACAGACCAACACUCUGACAGAAGAGGUUGGCACUCAGACAUCUGUCACUGCCAGAACGACAGGCACCCAGACUUCGGUUCUGCUGAAGGCUGCAGUGACGCAGACCAAGGAAGAUGAGCACACAGAAACUCCCCUACUUCACAGAAAGCUGUACACAGAAGCUCCCCUCCUUCACAGAAAGCUGUCAAGAGAAGGCCCUUAUCUGGCUGGCAAGGCCAUAUCCAGUUCCAGUCUGCAGUCGCUGUCUUCCUCAUCAUCCCAGUGCUCGCUGGCAAGCUCUGCUGGCUCGCUCUCCUCUCUCCGCUCCUUCGACUACUCCACCAGUCGCAGGGCAGAGCACUUCCAAAAGCUUCACAAAGAGAGGCAGUUCCACUACUCCACUAUCCGCUCCAAGCUCAGCCACAUGGUGGAUAUCCUGUCCCGGAGGGGACGUGUGCCUGAAAGCUACACCACCCAAUACACGGCGAGGUGCAGCCUGAAGCAGCGGCGCGACAUCAGCGCCAGCCUGCGCAGCCUCCGCGACGUUUCCCUCUUUUCCCUGAACAAGUGA